Molecule: messenger RNA, 459 nt
Organism: Orbicella faveolata
Lineage: Eukaryota; Metazoa; Cnidaria; Anthozoa; Scleractinia; Merulinidae
Product: DNA repair protein complementing XP-A cells-like
Biological process (GO): UV-damage excision repair; nucleotide-excision repair, DNA damage recognition; base-excision repair
Cellular component (GO): nucleotide-excision repair factor 1 complex
Molecular function (GO): damaged DNA binding
Source: RefSeq, a predicted model, not a curated record
AUGAAACUGCUUUCCUGUAUUCUGAUUGGCUUUUUUUCUUUGGCAUGGUAUAAAAGGAAGUAUCGCUCCAAGGGGUGUGCCGACUUAAAAAGUCACCCAUAUUUUGUUUCUGUUGAUACAGCUCCUAUACUUUAUGGAGACCGGCUACAUUGUUGUGAAUGCCAGAAAGAGUUCUUGACUUCUUAUGUCUACAAGCAUUUUGAAGUUCCUGUUUGUGAUAACUGUAGAGACCAUGAAGGAAAACAUGCUCUUAUAACCAAGACAGAGGCCAAGGAGCAAUUCUUGUUAAAAGACUGUGAUCUGGACAGAAGAGAACCAUCAUUGAAAUAUAUUUUAAAGAAGAACCCUCAUCAUUCCAGGGGUGAAAUGAAGCUCUACCUCAAAUCACAGGUACCAAGGGUUUUUUGUCCUUAAUUUUGAUACUUGCACAUGUACCGGUAUUUAUCUGCACUUUACACA